Molecule: messenger RNA, 1578 nt
Organism: Parnassius mnemosyne (clouded apollo)
Lineage: Eukaryota; Metazoa; Arthropoda; Insecta; Lepidoptera; Papilionidae
Source: the annotation of a GenBank genome assembly
AUGCAUAUCAAAUUAACAACCGAUGUGCCCGUGUACUAUAGACCCUACAAAUUAUCGCAUGGCGAAAAAUUAAAAGUACGCACUAUAGCGAAGGAUCUGCUCGAUAAAGGAAUUAUUCGCGAGUCCGAUUCAGAAUACGCUAGUCCGAUCUUGCUCGUAAAAAAGAAGGAUGGUUCUGAUAGAAUGGUCGUUGACUAUCGUGCAUUGAAUCGAAUAACCGUUAAAACUAGAUAUCCUCUCCCCUUGAUCAACGACUAUAUAGACAGGCUAGGCAAUGGUCGCUGGUUUAGCUCUCUGGAUAUGGUUUCCGGUUUCCAUCAACUUAGAGUUGCAGAAGAGUCGAUUCAUAAGACCGCAUUCGUUACACCAGAGGCGCAGUAUGAAUAUUGCAAGGUACCCUACGGUUUGGCGAACGCGCCUAUAUUUUAUCAGAAGACUAUCUCUAAAACGCUUAAAUCUUUUAUCGAUGCCGGAAAAGUCAUGGUCUACAUAGAUGACGUAUUAAUAAUGACGGUCGGGAUUGACGAACACCUCGUUUUAUUAGAUUCGGUUAUGAAAACGCUAACUGAAACAGGUUUUUCAAUUAAUUUAAAGAAAUGUACUUUUGUUACUAACGAAAUAGAAUACUUGGGUAGGAUUAUAAGAGAUGGUCAGGUUAGACCGAGCAAUUAUAAAAUUGAUGCGUUAGUUAAAUCACCACGACCGAGUAAUAUCAAACAGGUUCGCCAAUUUCUUGGCCUCGCAGGAUACUUCCGAAGAUACAUUCCUAAUUACGCACUAAAGACUGCGCAAAUCGCCGCUUUAACUAGAAAAGGAGUAAUCUUUAAUUGGAGCGAUGAACACGAAAUUGCACGUCAAAAUAUCAUUUCUUAUUUAACUAAUGAACCAAUUUUGGCAAUAUUCGACCCCGAAUUGACAACUGAGUUGCAUACGGAUGCCAGUUCUAUUGGUUACGGUGGAAUCCUCAUGCAAGUACACAAGGACGACCGCAGGCGGGUAGUUGCUUAUUUUAGCAAGUUGACUGCUAGUGCGGAAUCCAAGUAUCACAGCUAUGAGCUGGAGACCCUCGCGGUAGUGAAAUCGUUACAACAUUUUAGGCAAUAUUUAAUUGGCAAAUCAUUUAAGAUAGUCACAGACUGUAAUGCAUUAAAAAUGACACAACGUAAGAAGAAUCUCCAACCCAGAGUUGCAAGAUGGUGGAUAUACAUGCAGGACUUCGACUUCUCAUUAGAAUACCGUAAAGGCACGCUUAUGUCGCACGUAGACUACUUAAGUAGGAACCCGGUUAAUAUGAUUAGCAUUGUUCAAAAACCACGAAAUUGGGCCCAAGUGGCACAGGCAGGUGACGAGGAGACAUUAACGUUACUUGAAAAAUUAAAUAACGGUAAAUUAGACAACACGCGUUACGUGAAACGUAAUGAACUCUUGUACUAUAAGUAUGACGUCACGGGUGAGCAAGCGCGAUUCUUAUGCUAUGUACCAAAGGCGUUUCGGUUAAGUUUACUACGCGUUUUCCACGACGAGCAUGAACACAUCGGUAUAGACAAAACUACUGAUCUGAUCCUGGGACACUUCUGA